Molecule: messenger RNA, 413 nt
Organism: Pelobates fuscus (common spadefoot toad)
Lineage: Eukaryota; Metazoa; Chordata; Amphibia; Anura; Pelobatidae
Product: small ribosomal subunit protein eS1B-like
Exons: 1
Coding region: 19-327 (102 amino acids)
Biological process (GO): translation
Cellular component (GO): ribosome; cytosol
Molecular function (GO): structural constituent of ribosome
Source: RefSeq, a predicted model, not a curated record
CUCACCCAGCUCGGCAAGAUGGCAGUCGGCAAAAAUAAGCGGCUGACCAAAGGUGGCAAAAAAGGUGCCAAGAAGAAGAUUGUUGACCCAUUCUCAAAAAACGAUUGCUAUGAUGUUAAGGCACCAACAAUGUUCAACAUUCGUAUCCUGGGGAAGACUCUGGUCACCAGAACACAGGGAACCAAAAUCGCCUCUGAUGGGCUCAAGGGUCGUGUCUUUGAGGUGAGCCUUGCUGACCUGCUGAAUGAUGAAGUGGCUUUCCGUAAAUUCAAGCUGAUUACUGAAGAUGUCCAGGGCAAGAACUGUCUAACCAUGGCAUGGAUCUGACCCGUGACAAAAUGUGCUCCAUGGUCAAGAAGUGGCAGACAAUGAUUGAGGCCCAUGUUGAUGUGAAGACCACAGAUGGCUAUCUG